AUGUCAACCCCAACCUGGAAGUCCAAAGCCCGAGUGCGCACCCGUACCGGCUGUUUCGAAUGUCGCAAACGCCGCAAGAAAUGUGAUGAACAAAGGCCAACGUGUCAAAGAUGCGCCAACCUCGGCUCCACCUGCACUUGGCCCACAGCUACCAGCCAGCCCAUGGAUGGCCGAAGGCGCGAGAGACGUCAAAUGAACGCCAAGAGUGUAGUUCUAACAUAUGAGGAUAAGGCUUUGUAUACACAUUUCGCGACAACUGUGAUGCCGCGGCUUGUGCGACCGAGUUGUCCGUCUGUGUACAGUGAUCAAUCACACAUCCUCCGACUGGCCCGGGAGUUCUCUCCGCUAAUGGCGAUUAUGAUUGCCAUUGCAGCGGUUGAUCUCGGUAACGAUACUCUUGCGAUGCAGCACUACCUGCACUCGCUGCGCAGUCUGCAGGGUUACAUAAUAGGUGCCCCCGGCACCGGGAAUGAAGAUGGUUUAUUAGCGACGACGAUAUGUCUCUGUGUCUUUGAAAACCUCCGACCGGACUUGCCCCCAAACAUCGGUCUGCAUGCGAAGGCUGCUGGCGUUCUUCUUUCGCGACGACGCCCGGAAGCGAGCACCCAAUCCCCGUCCCAGCCAGUAGUGGUGUUUCAGCGCACAUGUGUGGAAUCGUUCCUGUAUCACAGUACGCUCGUGAUGCUGUUUAACCCUUCACUCGAUGUGACAACAGGCGACAUACGUCACUAUUUGGCCUUUGCAACCAAUGAUUGGCAAACUGCUCCACAACCUCUCUUGGAUGAAUCCUAUGACUUCUUCAUCAUGAUUGCAAAUGUGACGCGACUCGCGCGAUUAUCCCGUGAUCUAAAUCAAGAAGAACACCAGAUGUGGACACGCCUUCAAAGCGACAUCCUGCAAUACGAGCGCACAGGCGAUAAUCAAAAUUCAAUCAGAAGGCUCUACUCACGGGCCGUUCGAAUUUUGCUACUCAAGAAAGAUCCUAUACGAAGUACUACACAAAUAAUAUCCGAAAUAGAAGCCCUCUUCUACGAAGGACUGAUCAUCUUGAAGACGAUAGACGUCGAAAAAUACCUACUCAGUUAUUCUCUAUGGCCUGUGGCUGUACUUGGUGCUGCUGCCAUAGGUGAAUUUGAGCGAUACACCAUAAACAACCGAAUUAGUCCAUUGGUCCGCAUGAGACGCGGGCAGGCAGUGCGAUUACAAGAGCGACUGAUGAAUGUCUGGGCCUCCCCACGGGGAAAUGGAGACAUGAUACUGCAGCAAUUACAGUUAUUAAUGGAACCCUCUUAA
This is a messenger RNA of Penicillium vulpinum, 1293 nucleotides long. Its product is annotated as Zn(II)2Cys6 transcription factor. Gene Ontology annotation, biological process: regulation of DNA-templated transcription. NCBI's taxonomy places the organism in Eukaryota, Fungi, Ascomycota, Eurotiomycetes, Eurotiales, Aspergillaceae. The transcript is spliced from 3 exons. The record is from RefSeq and is a predicted model, not a curated record. Gene Ontology annotation, molecular function: DNA-binding transcription factor activity, RNA polymerase II-specific; zinc ion binding. Bases 1 to 1293 code for a protein of 430 amino acids.